This is a messenger RNA of Leptonychotes weddellii (Weddell seal), 501 nucleotides long. The record is from RefSeq and is a predicted model, not a curated record. NCBI's taxonomy places the organism in Eukaryota, Metazoa, Chordata, Mammalia, Carnivora, Phocidae.
UCACCAGAUCCUCCUCCCGGAGAACCAGCGUGACAUGCGGCCCUUGAUCCUCGUGAGCCUGGGAGCUGAGAUGAUACUGGUGAGGAAAGAAAAAUUCUGUGAACUGAUCGACAGCGAGGUAACAGAGAAGUUGUCCAGGUUCAAGGUCAACUACCCCAGUGAUGAAGAUCUGUGCCGGAAGUUCCUUCAGCAGAACAGCUGGGAUAGAUUUCGGAAGGACCUACUGCGGCUGCUGGUGAAGCCUCGUCAGCGCCCACUGUUCACCCCGAUCCGGCCCAAGAAGAAGGCGAUCUACAGCCCCAAGUCUCUGAUUCUGGAUUUGUGCAGCUUCAACAAGGAGACUAAACCUUGUCAUCCCGUUUUCAUGGCACCCCAGAAAUACCUCCCCCCAUUGAGGAUCGUCGAAGCCAUCACAGCACCCCGAUAUAAAAUCCAAGAACUCCUGCCUCGGUAUAAGAAUGCAGGAGUCCUUGUUUAGACCCAAUAAAAGAUGUUGGGUUG